Molecule: messenger RNA, 719 nt
Organism: Coprinopsis cinerea okayama7#130
Lineage: Eukaryota; Fungi; Basidiomycota; Agaricomycetes; Agaricales; Psathyrellaceae
Exons: 7
Coding region: 162-626 (154 amino acids)
Cellular component (GO): membrane
Source: RefSeq, a predicted model, not a curated record
GCGCUCCGCUACCCAUCGGCUGAGACGAGCGCUCCCGGGAUCAACGAGUACUAUAUUUACAUAAAUACCCCUAGCGCGAAGGCAUUGAAGUAAGACUCAGGUCAAGCACUUUCGCCUUUGAAGUCUCCACUUGCCACCCAAUCACCCCCGUUUAGUUCGCAAUGGCCGCACUCUCCUUGGACAGCUCCCUCGUCCUCUAUUCCAUUCCCGCGGCGUGGUUCACGUCGUAUUACCCGAGCGUCUUGAAGUUCCUUACUAUCGAUAAGACCACUGGGUACAACAAUCUUCAACCCCGUUCAAAUGUAGCCAAGACGAAGGAAAACAAGAACGUCCCCUCUGAAGUCGCAGACCGCAUUGCGAGGAUGGAGGCCGCUCACCUCAAUGGCAAUGAGGCAUUCCCUCUGUGGGCUGCUGCUGCGUUGGCAGCGCAUGUCGUGGGCCUCGAUAAUCGAGUUGUCAACAAGAUUUCCUUGGCGUUCAUUGGUUUGCGGGUGCUCUUCAACACGGUUUACAUUAACCAAAGGACGGUCGGUCAGAGCUGGCUGCGAACUGGGCUUUGGGUUGCUGCAACUUCAUUGCCUGUCACUUUGCUCAUCAAGGCCGCGAACAAGGUCGCUCGAUCAUGAGAGUCGCGCGCCGGUGGAACGAACAUGGAAAUAGCUUCCUCCCCGCUCAAUGUAUAUAUACUUUCUUUGACUACUAAUGCGUGACGCUUUCUC